UCAGUAUGUCAAGUCGUCCAAUGGCGGGGCCGAAUGUUGCGGGUUCAAACAUGGCGGCUCCCAGUUACAGUGGAUAGGUGUUUUUUUUUUCUGUACAAUAAAUCAACCGGUCGCGAUUCACCUCGUAAUCCCUGCAAGCCGGUAAUGUGGGGAGAAAAUGGCGAGCGACACAGGGAGAAAGCAGUUCUGGAAGAGGAACGUCGCUAAAAUGCCGGGAAGCAUUCAGCAUGUGUAUGGAGCUCAGCAUCCACCUUUUGAUCCACUGUUGCACGGAACACUGAGCAAAACAGUUCAAAAGAUUCAAACUACACCUGUGAAAUUGAAAAAAGUCUCUACUUUUCAAGAAUUUGAAAGCAACACAAGUGAUGCCUGGGACGUUGGAGAGGAUGAUGAUGAACUUAUGGCAAUGGCAGCAGAAAAUUUAAAUACUGAAGUGGUUAUGGAAACUGCUAACAAAGUGAUUCAAAACCAUACAAAAUUACAGGAACAGAACAAAUUUCAGGAGACCCAACAAUUGGAAGACAGACCUGUGAGACUUGAAGAGCUUCCCGCCUACAUUAACAGUGACAGUAAAAUAGUAAAAUCAGCCAGUGAAAGUCAGAUUCCUAAUCCAUCAGGUGAGAGACAUUCCUUGCAGAGACAGCAAUCAGUACCUCACCAGCCAUCUGCAAUGCCUAUGGGCAAGUCAUCCGACCAGGUUUGCUUGAACACUGCUGGGUUAUCAGAACGAGAAGCUUUCCGCCUAGAAAAGUUUAAACAGCUUCUUGCGGGACCAAACACUGACCUUGAUGAGCUGAGGAAGUUGAGCUGGUCUGGAAUUCCAAAACCUGUCAGAUCCAUAACCUGGAAGUUACUGUCUGGUUAUCUUCCAGCAAAUGUGGAAAGAAGGGAUGGUACGCUGAAAAGAAAGCAGAAGGAGUAUUUUGCCUUCAUAGAACAAUACUAUAACUCAAGGAAUGAUGAAGCAAAUCAAAGCACUUACAGACAGAUUCAUAUAGAUAUUCCUAGAAUGAGUCCGGAGACCUUGAUUCUUCAGCCAGUCGUUACUGAGAUCUUUGAAAGGAUUUUGUUUAUAUGGGCAAUUCGACAUCCAGCCAGUGGAUAUGUUCAAGGGAUAAAUGACCUUGUUACACCAUUCUUUGUAGUAUUUGUUGGGGACUAUGUUGCCGAAGAAGAAGAACUGGAAAAUGUUGAUGUUUCCAGUCUGCCCGAAGAGGUGCUGCGGAACAUCGAAGCUGACAGUUACUGGUGCAUGAGCAAGCUACUUGAUGGCAUUCAGGAUAACUACACAUUUGCACAGCCAGGAAUUCAGAAGAAAGUGAAAAUGCUGGAGGAGCUGGUUAGCCGCAUUGACGAACAAGUACACAGGCACUUACAUCAGUAUGAGGUUGAAUACCUGCAAUUUGCUUUCCGUUGGAUGAAUAAUCUUCUGAUGAGAGAAGUUCCCCUGCGGUGUACGAUCAGGCUGUGGGAUACAUACCAGUCUGAACCUGAAGGAUUUUCCCACUUCCAUUUAUAUGUAUGUGCUGCCUUUCUAGUGAGAUGGAGGAAAGAGAUUCUGGAAGAAAAAGAUUUUCAUGGGUUGUUGAUACUUUUGCAGAAUCUGCCAACAGUCCAAUGGGGGAAUGAAGAUAUCAGCGUCCUCUUAGCUGAAGCCUACAGACUAAAAUUUGCAUUUGCAGAUGCUCCAAAUCACUACAAGAAAUAACAUAUUUCAUUCAUUAUGUGCAACGUUUGAGCAUUGCCCCUCCUUAUUAAUGAUUUAUAUGAAUAUCUAUAAAUAUUAUAAAUACUUUUUUUGUCCAUUUUUAUCACAGUGCUAAAAUUUAUUGGAAGCAACAUAAAACCAUUACUGAAUAGGUGUAGGUGUCAAUUCUUCUGUAGGUUAUUCUAAGACAUGAACAUGCCAUAUACCAAAGAAGCAUAUUUUUAAUUGUAUUUACAAAGUACCAGUAGGAAUAAUGAUGUCAUCCCGCCUGUGAUUCAAAUCAUCAUGACAUGUGAUUGUUUUGAUAGGUGUGUCAAGUUUGAAUUAGACCUGCACAGCUUCAAAUCUUUGUAUUUCUGAAAAUAACUAUUUGGAACAUGUGAAAUGUACAGUACAGUAAACAUUAAAAUUCUUAUAAUAUAUUAACCACA
Molecule: messenger RNA, 2139 nt
Organism: Bufo gargarizans (Asiatic toad)
Lineage: Eukaryota; Metazoa; Chordata; Amphibia; Anura; Bufonidae
Gene: TBC1D22A
Product: TBC1 domain family member 22A
Exons: 13
Coding region: 158-1708 (516 amino acids)
Biological process (GO): activation of GTPase activity
Molecular function (GO): GTPase activator activity
Source: RefSeq, a predicted model, not a curated record